Pseudopipra pipra is the source of this 2414-nucleotide messenger RNA. RefSeq names its product C-X9-C motif containing 4 (gene CMC4). NCBI's taxonomy places the organism in Eukaryota, Metazoa, Chordata, Aves, Passeriformes, Pipridae. The record is from RefSeq and is a predicted model, not a curated record. The transcript has 3 exons. Bases 833 to 1141 code for a protein of 102 amino acids. Gene Ontology annotation, cellular component: mitochondrial intermembrane space.
CAGUAGGUCGGGUGGAGCGCAGUGGGGGCAGAGGGGCUCGCCCCGGGCAGAGUAGAGUGCAGACCCCCAGCAAGAAGCUUUAGAGAGUGCCCACAUCAGCAAACAGCUCACCAGAUGCCUGACUUGUUGCCAGAGCCGGGCUGGGUGUUUCAGGAGAGCCCAGCACCCUUGGAGCUCCCUGUCACACCCCACCAGAAGGCCGGGCUGGGCAGCUUUGCUCUGGGAGCUGUAACUGUGUCAGCAGCACCUCUCCUUGCUGCCCAAAUGGCAGCUGAACCCUUCUAACAGUCUGACCCAGUUACCUUUUGAAACAGAAGGUGAUAAAGGGUGCAGUUUGUUCAGCACACUGAGCUCCAGCUCUAGGGUGGCCCAAGCAGCGUCUGGAGCAAUUUCUUUCACUGUUUUCAUAGAAAUAUUUUAAUGUACCCGAUUUAAAAGCAAAUAAAUUGUCUUCACCACAAGCUGCAGUCCUCCUUCUGGCCAUUUUCACAUUUAUCCUUAUAUUGUGUGGCUCAGAAAUCCACCCAGAUCCUAGAACAGCAUUAAUCUUCUAAGACUGAUGCUGAGAUGGACAGAAUACCUGCCAGCAUUAUUCCUCUCUGCAGGGAUCAGGCUUUGAACCUGCUCAGAACAACCCUUUAGACAACUCAGCCUUCUGCAGUUAUGUUGAUGGGAACAUUAAAAUCUCUGUCAAAGGAUGAUGCUGCAGUCCUGCAGAUUUCAGCUGAUUGGGUUUGUGUUGAGUGUGUUGGGUUUUUAACAGAUUAUGAAGCAAGAAACCCGAGUUUAAAACUCGUUUAAAAGAUAAGUAAGCUCACUUCUCCUUCCACCCAUGUCUUCCUUCAGGCUUUGUUGCUGCUUUCUGAUAAAAGCUGCAGAAAGAGGAGUUGUGUGUGUGUCCAGUUCUCUGAACAUGUCCAAGAAGGAUCCGUGCCAGAAACAAGCCUGUGAAAUACAGAAAUGCUUGCAAGCGAACAACUACCUGGAGUCCAGGUGUGAAACUGUGCUUCAGGAAAUGCGGAAGUGCUGCGCCCGGUACAGCCAGGGCAGGUCCGUCUGUUGUUCAGGGUUUGAGAGAGAAGAAAGGGAGAGACAGAAGCUUAAGGUGACUUCAGAAGGAAUUCCCCCACCACCUCAGUAACACAAUGCAGCUCCAGCGGGUGCUGGAGCAUGGACUCACCUGCAGAGCUCGUCUGUGUUUUUUCAAGCCUUCUUUAGACUUUCAGGAGAGCCAGACUGCUCCUAGAACACACUGUUCGGCACACCAAAAAGUAUAACAGUACCAACAGAUGGCCUGGUUAACAAACUGUACCUUCUAUACGAAAACAUCAUCUAUGUUGCCUCUGCAUCACACCUGUGAAAAGUCAACUCAGUGUUUUUAGAAUGCUUACCUUACUCUGAUCCAUCCUUGCUCUUAAAAUGGAGAAUUGGAACCAAGUUAUUCUGGCUCCUGGAGCGAGAGGUACAGGAAAUGAGCUCAGAAGAGUGAGUUUAAAUGUGACACAUGAAACAAGCCCAUCUUCACACAACAAAGGUAUUGCUGCCAUCAUGCAGUAGUUCCAGACAACGUUUGCCUGUCCAGUGGUUUAAGCUCAAGAGUGGGAAUCAGGUCUGAUGAUUGUUCCUAAGUCUUGCAUAGAUCAUGAGUGACUACAAGUCACUUUGCCUAAGUGCCUCCCUUUGCCACUGGGCAGACCUGUUUAUUUUAUAUUUGAAUUGCCUACACGCUGCUAUUUGCAUGACAAAGAUGUUACAGGAACAUUAUUUCAGGGAUUGCUACAGGGAUAGGAUAUUUUUUUAAAAAAGCAAUAUUCAUUUGAAAGAUCUGACUGUUGAUACAAAAUUUAUAAAUUAUGUCUAAUUGAACACCUUUUAAGCAAUAUGUUAUGAACCCAGUCUAGUUCAACCUGCUGAAACCCAAAGGCCUGUCACAGAGCCCUGGGCUAGAUCCAAGAACUGACUUAGGCGCUGCUUACUGAACAAGCAGUUGUAGGCACUGGUUUUCCACACAGCAUUCCAGACUCACCCCCAAUCCGGCUGUGUCUGGACCCCAGGAGAGAUGGCUUUUCCAGAAGCUCUCACCCAUGCAGCAGAAUUUCCUGUGACCUGUAGGAAGAGCUCAGUAGACAGGUUCCUGCACCGCCCUUCAGAGCUGUCUCGCUGUCCCCUGUAGCAGGAGUCCAGGCACCUCAAUAUCAGGCUCCACACCCACUAGGCCCUAACUCUGUCAUUAGAUCUAGCCGUCAAGGACUUUGUGCUGUGAGCAAGUACAACUUACUUAUGAAAUACAGCUUCUAUAAACAGACCACUGAGGUCUAGGCACAAUAGUUGUGUGUAUUGAAGCCUAGAAGAGCAAACCAUCUGUAUUCACUGACUCUGAAAUACCAUGAUACAAAAUAAACGACUGGAACAAA